ACCGUCAGCUAAAUCCACACUGCCACAAUUUUCUCAUUCUCUCCACUCACAGUACACCUUUCUCUCUCACUCCUCCAUUUUUGAAGCUCUCAACAAUGGCGUCUGAUCUUCUCAUCAAGAUCAUCAUCUUCUUCCUCACAAUCUUCACCUCUUUCUCAUCGCUAGUUUCCUCCAUUGAUCCUACCUUAAGCUCAUCCACCUUCACAUUAGAAUCAUCAUCAUCUUCUUCCACUUUACCUCCACCAUCUUCAACCACUCCUCCACCUCCAAUAGAUUUCUCCUCUUCUGAAGCUCUGAAAUCACCACAUUUUCUCUCUCCUCUCGCAUCGGUGUCUCAAAUCCUCAGCGAACUCGGUUUCCACGACCUCGCAAUGGCGUCGCACUCUCUUUCUCUCUCCUCUGCUGCGCACCACCCCUGGCUCGGUCCAGUCACCAUUUUUGCACCGGCUGAUUCGUCGGUGAGAAGCUGUCCUUCGUGUUCGCUCGCACUCUUGCUUCAGGAACACACUGUUCCAGGACUGUAUCCUGUAGAUUACCUCAAUCGCUUGAUUUUCGGCACGAAAAUCGAGACGAUUCUUCCAGGUCGGUGUUUAACCGUGACUUCAGCCUCAAACGCCUCAAAAAUCUUCAUCGGAGGCGCGGAAAUCACUCGUUCAGACCUUUACAUCGGUGAUCGCCUCAUCAUCCAUGGCCUCCAAGGCUUCAUCUCUCAUGUCUCGCCUUACUCCUGCUCUAUUGACAAGAUGACGUCACUGACUCUACCUCAUCUUUCUCCUUCCAUCGCGCUGACUCGCAUGAUGCUCGCCGAUGCGAUGAUUCGACUCAGAACGAGCGGUUACAGUAUCCUCGCUCUUGCAAUGCGUGUCAAGUACGCCGAACUCGUCGCUCUUCAGAACAUGACGAUCUUCGCCGUCGAUGAUUCAUCGAUCUUCCAUGGAGGUCACGCGUAUGUUCACAGCGUGAGAUUUCACAUUGUUCCGAAUCGCAUUUUGAAGCUUGCUGAUCUAGAGAAUCUUCCGCCAUCGACGAUUCUUCCGACGCUAGAACUCGGUGAAUCUCUCACUGUCACCACUGCUGGAGGUGGAGGUGUUUUGUCUCCGAUGAGGAUUAAUUACGUCAAAAUCAAGUAUCCUAACCUUAUCUACAAUCUUAAGCUUGUUGUUCAUGGACUUGCUUCUCCAUUUCCUCAUCUCCGUCAAUCAGUUGCUGUUUCUGGACGAUCAGGAUUCUAUCCGUAUAAUUCUGGUGAGUUUGGUGCUGAUCAUGAGUCUAGAGAGUCCAGUAAUGCUGGUAAUUUGCGUCAAACUACUGAGACUACUGUUGCUCCUUCCCCUGUGAUGAAAUCAAUGGUUGAGAUGGAUGAUGUUCAUCAAGGACUUUGAUCUUCUUCAGUUAGUGAUGAGCUGGUUGUGAAAUUUUACUACUGUCAUUUCUGUUAGUUUGUUAAGUCUUGCUUUUGAAUAAGUUUGCUGGUAGUCUCCUACUGUUGGUUGAUUUAGCCUCUUUUUAGUAGUCUUACUAUUUUUGUUUUGUUUUAGUGAAAUCAUGAUGAGUGUAGAGAGUUUGUAAUCGAAUUCGGUUGUAGAAAUCGAUCUUCACGUACUAAUGAAGAGUUAUGAUCUAGCAGAACUAAAUUGUCUUAUUGCUCUCUUUA
Messenger RNA from Beta vulgaris subsp. vulgaris (sugar beet), 1654 nucleotides. RefSeq names its product fasciclin-like arabinogalactan protein 21. Lineage: Eukaryota; Viridiplantae; Streptophyta; Magnoliopsida; Caryophyllales; Amaranthaceae. The transcript has a single exon. The coding region runs from base 96 to 1382 and encodes 428 amino acids. The record is from RefSeq and is a predicted model, not a curated record.